Messenger RNA from Bacidia gigantensis, 1785 nucleotides. RefSeq lists its product as uncharacterized. The transcript has 8 exons. Gene Ontology annotation, molecular function: RNA binding. The record is from RefSeq and is a predicted model, not a curated record. The coding region runs from base 1 to 1785 and encodes 594 amino acids. NCBI's taxonomy places the organism in Eukaryota, Fungi, Ascomycota, Lecanoromycetes, Lecanorales, Ramalinaceae.
AUGGAGCCAUCCCCGGCUAGCACGUAUGGCGACACUGUAGGAAGCAGCGUGCCUGCGACUCCGCUGGAUACUAAUAGUCAUGAUCUCUCAGCUGGGAUCACACAGUCUAUGCGCGCCGUGCAGCUCGAUCCAGCCAUCAAGUCAAUCUCUGCGUCCCCAAUCUCACCGCGUGAAUCGAAACACCAAGGUGUACAUGUUCCCUUUGGGUUUCCGCACACGACACCUUCGAAGAAAUCCGACACUGUUGUGAACCAAACGUUGUCAAGCAAUUCCUCACCUACUAAGCGUGCAGAAGCCAUUCGCUCUGCCCCUACUUGGCGUGGGGACCAGCAAAGUGAUUACAUGAAGCUUGCCCAUGAUCAUCCUGACGACCCCUUUGUCGCAGGCAGCAGUAGUCAGCAACCUUCCGAGUCUACAGCACGUUUAGCAUGCCAUCCUGACAAGCUUGGUGUAACGCCAACCAACAACACCGCCCAGGCUAUCUUCUCGCCACAAGCUUGCGUAUUCGUAGCCAAUCUCACACAGUCAGAAUCUGAUGAGCAACUCGAAUAUGCAGUCACGGAAGCAUUUCAACGCUUUGGUAAUGUUUAUGUCAAGAUUAGACGUGAUGCUCGCCAGAUGCCUUUCGCAUUCGCUCAAUACACCACCGUUGAGGAUGCUCAGCAAGCAAUCACUCUGGGUCGUGGUAUGCUCAUUAAUGGUCGCCCUUGCCGCACGGAGGUCGCUCGUGUCAAUCGCUCACUCUACUUAUCCAAAAUAAAUGGCGCUACAGUGUCAGAAAUAGAAGCAAAGAAUAUCAUGGAAGGAUAUGGGCCCGUCGAGCUGGUCUGGUUAGCUACUCAGACCGAACGUGAAGUGUUUGGUUUGCCAGAAGGAAUAUUCAUUCGCUUUGCGUUCUUUGACGACUGCCGCGACGCUCUGGUGAGCUUCAGGGAUUCCUCAAUCUAUCGGCUCGAACAAGUCAAGGGUCUCGAAGAGUCUCGCUCUAGCCCCGCCGAUGGCGCUCAUCGAUCCAUAGCAUCACCUUAUAGGCGUGAGCUCGUUCCCAGAAUGUCUCCCGCUUUCACCCGACGCCACGCAGAUGCGCGUUCGAUUUUCAUUGGCAAUUUGGCUCCACAUCUAUCAGAGGAUCAGCUUCUGGGAAUGUUCCAAAUAUACGGUCGCGUUUCGCAUGUUGAAAUUAUUCGAAAACCGUCAAUGGUCAACGCAUCUGGUGUCAACGCGUUUGCCUUCAUUGAAUACGACAACGCCCAGUCGGCGGCGCUAGCAGUGCAGGCCGGUUCGCUCGCAUACCAAGGGCUACAGUUGAGAGUAGAGCAUAAGGAGCCUUAUAACUCUCCUUUACGCUCAUCCCCUAGCUUCAGCGGAAGCCCACGACGACCAGGCCUACUUGACUCUCAAGACAUGAUAAUAGCCUUCCAACGUGGGGUAUCCAUGGGUAUGAGUCAGGCGACCCAGGCCCAAUUAAUGCCACCCCCUUUCUAUCCGCAGUAUCAAUACUGUGCUCCGUAUAGUAAUUCCUCUUCGCAUUCAACCAUGCCUCCCUCCACCAACGACGCCGCAACCGCAGGUACUCAAGUCUUCACUGCCGGAUACAUGGGCCCAGUCUCUGGCCAGUACUCGUACACCGGCGCACCAGCACCAUAUGAACAGUAUCAGCAGCACCAUCAACAUCAACAGUACUAUGCUCCAAACGUUCCCAUCUCACAACUUCAAUAUCCAUCGGCGGCGGGCUAUGAGGAUGUUGCCAUCGCCAAUCCAGCGUCACUGCAUGAGAACCAUUGA